AGAAAAACCAAACCUAAUACAACACCAUCAACAAGGUGAAUCAUGUGCGAUUUUGUAUUGGAACAGUUUAUUAUUGAGAAUACAAAUUUUCAGUAUUCAAAACGAUCGCCGAGAGUUUAGUUGAAAUCGAAAUGCGAAAUUUUUAAUUACGUUUGUUCAAAAAGCGGAAAAAUUUAAACAAAAAAAAACAAAAAAAAAAUUUAAACAAUAACAAAAUAUGCCUUAUAAAUAUUUAAUACUUAAAAUAAUACUGGUGUUAUGGUUAUUUUAUGUGGAUAAAAUAUAUUGCAACGAAUCUUGUUGGAACAAUGAGAAUGAGUGCAAUAUUAAAACAGAAUUAUUUAAGAAUUUGGAAUUUUCAAAUGGCAUAUCGAUGCAAAUUGAUUGUCGUUCGAAUUUGGAAGCAAUCGGCAGUCAAGAUCAUCUAAAAAAAGCUGAAAAUGAUUUUCAAACAUCAACAAAAUAUUUAUUGUUGCCUCGUUUCAUGGGCGUACAAGCUGUAAUGCUGGAUGGUUGCCAAACGCCUUUGAAUGCGCACACUUACGGUUUGGAAUUUUUGCCAGUCUGUAACAAUAUUACAAAAGCUUCCAUUAGGCAUUUUCAUAUGGACAUUCUUAUGCCUUUACAUUGUAAUGAGGAAGACAUCCAGCCAAUGCAAUUAGAAUAUUUAAAUAUACAAUUCAAUGAAAUAGCUGCCAUAGAUGCAGACUCAUUUAAACGUAACUAUCCCCAGUUGAGGGAUGUUCUAAUCGAAAAGAAUUCAUUGAAAAUAAUACAUAAAGAUGCAUUUAAAACAAUUAGAUCAUUAGAAAAUUUAUAUAUUGCCAAUGAACCCGUGCUGAUGUUGAAAUUUCCUGAUUUAUUUGAAUACACUAGUGUCGCCAGCAUACAUUUGGAGGCGCUAAAGCAGAUGACGUCAGACAUUUUCAAUCAUUUACCUGAGACUUUGCAAAAUCUCUAUGUAGCCAAUACACCACUCGAUAAAAAUGCGGUGCUGCUGAGAAAUUCUCUUGUUCUCAAAAAUCUCACAAUAACAAAUUGUGCUCUACAAAGAUUUACGCUACACGAUAUUCAUUCAACCGUAAAACGCAUUGAUUUAAGUGGCAAUGUCAUGAUAACUUUUACAGCAUAUGAGAAUAAUUUAAAAGAAUUAGAUUUAAGUAACAACCAAUUGGAAUGGCUGCCAUUUGAAUGGACAACAAAUCUUACAAAUUUGGAAAUUCUCAUACUCAAAGGAAAUCAAAUACAAACUUUGUCAUUAGAUAAUCUAUUGAAAACAAUGCCAAAUACUCAUACAUUUGAUCUAAGCCAAAAUCGCCUACAAUCAUUACAGGGUUAUGAUAAUGGCAUACAAGAUGUAACUUUAUCUCAAGUACGUUUAAGGUGUGAUCAAAAUCCCUGGGAUUGUUUGUGGUUGCAUGCGUUUGCCCAUUAUCAUCCGGAGAAAUUUCGCAUAUUACAAUACGAAAAAUUUAUUUCAAAAAUAAAUGUAAAUGGUCUUGAAUGCAUACCGGCAGAAAAAACACCCACUUCCGCUGUACCACAAAAAGCAACUAUCAACGCUUCUCUAACAGAUGCCCUAGUAACAUACCCGGAUCAAUUUAUGAAUGUUUCAACGUAUACUCUAGUUUAUGGCAGUCCCUGGGAAUUCAAAAGGAAUCAAAGAGCCGAGGCUUUAAUCAUUGUCUUUAUGUUGCCCUUGGGCAUUGCACUUCUUUUUCUGCUGCUUUACAUGUGGAUUUAUUGCCAGAAAAUGUUUCAUUUAUCCUACUACCAGGGUAUAUCUUGCAUGCGACGUCCAGCGAAUCAGCCAAGUCAACGUUUUGAUGUCGUUAGACAAUUACCCCCACAUCCAAUUCAAACUGAGCCCCGAAGACCCUUGACACGAAUAACUGACGAUCAUGAUGAGGGUUACGAAGUUCCAAUUAACGGUAUUAUAUCCGAAUGUAACUGCACGAUGCAACACACUGAUGAGAUGGCCAAAUGUCAAAAACCUCUACAUAUAACUUAUGAACAAUUGCCGACCGAAGAACCACCCAGUCAGAUUUAUGAGGAAAUAAUACAAGUUGAAUCGUCACCUGGAAAUGUUGCUGCCGGCAAUGCCAGAAAUACCUAUGAUCAUCUUACAUUUAAAUAGAGUGCAUUAAAUUAUAAUUGUUUGUUAUACCAACCAUAUUAUAUGUAUAUUAAAACUAAAAAUUAUAUAAAGUAUUUGUAGUAUGUAUUAAAGUGUUAUGUAUGUAGUUUGAAUGUAAACAAAUAUUAUCUGUUUGUGCGCUUGAGUAAUAAUUUUAAAGGUAAAAUGUAAACCAACAAACUCUUAUUGAGCAAUGUAUUAUUAUAUAAUAAGGUAGAUAACCUUAAAAUGUCUCAAUAAAUAUGUAAAAUCAUAAUAAAA
Calliphora vicina (urban bluebottle blowfly) is the source of this 2398-nucleotide messenger RNA. RefSeq lists its product as uncharacterized. The record is from RefSeq and is a predicted model, not a curated record. The coding region runs from base 218 to 2137 and encodes 639 amino acids. Lineage: Eukaryota; Metazoa; Arthropoda; Insecta; Diptera; Calliphoridae. The transcript has a single exon. Gene Ontology annotation, cellular component: extracellular matrix. Gene Ontology annotation, molecular function: protein binding.